Messenger RNA from Diaporthe citri, 672 nucleotides. RefSeq lists its product as uncharacterized. The record is from RefSeq and is a predicted model, not a curated record. The transcript has 2 exons. Bases 1 to 672 code for a protein of 223 amino acids. NCBI's taxonomy places the organism in Eukaryota, Fungi, Ascomycota, Sordariomycetes, Diaporthales, Diaporthaceae.
AUGGUCUUCCACCAAUUCUAUCCUGAUGGCAAACUUCCAAGUCUUUUCUUCCAUAAGCACUAUCGGGAUUACGAUCAGUACCCAGACGGGGUGGCUGACAUCGUCGGAUACUGGGCUGAAACACGGAUUUUCGGUGGUGUUGUUCUGUUCGACCGUCGGAAGCCUAGUCAGAGGGAAGAUCAUGAAGAUCCUGACGCCAUUUAUUUUCAUUCUUAUGCAGACAACAUAACCUAUCGAAUAUGGCGGCUUCUUGACACACAGAAAAAGCUUCUUCUGGACUUUCUCUUGUCGGACAACGACAUCAAUGGGCAGACAAACGGCGCUCCGAAUCCAUUUCCGAUCUUACCAGACCAAAAUAACCUCACUCGCAUCGAUCCAGAGGAGCCUAUCCGCAAGACUGGUAUUUAUCGCGACCCCUGGGAGCGGAAGCCCCUUAGCGAUAGGGCCGGGGAUCCUCGGAUGCACCGCUGCGCGUUCAACACUAUGGACUACCCUUCUUGGGCUGACUUCAAGAGGUCUUUGGAGAGAGCGCUGACUCGCAGGUAUGAAAUCGACGACAGGCGGGAAAAGGAAGUUGAGGCAGAGAUGGAGGAAGAGGAAUUAGCGGCAAUGUCUGAACAACAAGAGGAAGAUGAAGGGGAAGUCGCAAGGGUCUUGAAGGCAGACAAGUAA